GUGUGCGCAUGAAGCAACCAAUAGCCAACGAAUCCGGGUUACCACGAGUUCACAGAGAACCUAAACAAGUUUCACGCUAUAGCAUCAAUGCUAACGCUGGGAAGAAGCUGAAAUAAUGACUAAAAUCGUGUAACUCGAUUCAAUAAUACAGACUAACGAUAACCCUAACUUCACAUACAGUUUAACUUAUGGCCAUGGCUGCACGAGAGAUUCGCCAGUAUCGCCACGCCGCGAUGUUGAUCAAGCAGGACGACGACUCCGAUGCCGAAGAAUCGAUCGUCGUGUUAAAGAAACCGGACGGCCGCGAGUCGCAGAUCAUCCACAGUGGUCAUUUUAUGGUGUCCUCUCCUCAUACCGAUCACCCACCGAAGAAGGGAUACGAUUUCGAUACCGUCAAUAAACAAACAUGCCAGACGUAUCACUUCGGAAAGACGAGCACGUCGCAUCUGUCCAUCGACGCUUCUCUGACGAAACUUUUCGAGUGUAUGACCCUUGCGUACAGUGGGAGGUUAGUUUCACCGAAAUGGAAAAACUUCAAAGGACUAAAGCUGUUGUGGAGGGACAAGAUUCGGCUGAACAAUGCUAUCUGGCGAGCCUGGUACAUGCAAUAUGUAGAGAAAAGACAGAAUCCUGUUUGCCAUUUUGUAACACCUUUGGAUGGCAAUAUGGACUCUGGAGUCCAUCGACCAACAGAGGCGAUAGCAACAGAAGGGAAGUAUUGGAAAAGAAGAAUUGAAAUUGUCAUCAGAGAGUAUCAUAAAUGGAGAACGUACUUUAAGAAAAGGUUACAGAGGCACAAGGAUGAAGACCUUUCCAGCCUUCUCACGGGAGCGGAGGAACAGUUGUCACUCUUUGGAGAAGUGUGUCCAGACACCUGCCGUAUCCCCUUCUACCAGGACGAGGACAUCAGCAGUCGUCGCUACUCCCGCAGGAGUCGGGAUUCCCCCGUUCCCAUGGAGAUGGACAUGCUCUUCGACAUGGAUGUGCUGAUGUCUGAAUUCUCAGACACGCUGUUCUCCACGCUGGCCUCGCAUCAGCCUGUGGCCUGGCCUAAUCCUAGAGAAAUUGCUCAUGCAGGGAAUGCAGAUAUGAUCCAGCCUGGCCUUAUUCCCCUGCAGCCCAAUUUGGACUUCAUGGACACCUUUGAACCUUUGCAAGAUUUGUUUCACACCCUGCGUCCACCUGCCUUCCCCUCCACUUCCCCCACUGCCCUACCUGUCACCCCUAUAACCAGCAGCAGUUCCCAAACACAGGCGCCCUUACAUCCUCUCUCCACUGAGCUUUCUACAAUACCAUUGGACUACCGCCUCAUCACCUCUGUACCAUUGCCCAGCCAUCUCUCAGCAGCCAAUCAGAACACUGAUAACUCUGUUGGCCCUUCCUUCCAACAGAGUUUCAUGCCUCUCUUCACAGAACAAGUGAACAAUACCGUCAUCCCCCCAACAGCUCCGCCUCUCUCUCCAGGACCCCACCAUUCACAGUGUCCAGGUGUUUCUACAGAAACUCCCGCCCCUCAGCCCACCCCAAACAUUGCACCUCCAUCCGUCAUUACGCACAGCGCCCCCUCCACCGUGACUCCCACUGAUGCUGCCACUUCCUUCAGGUCAAACUUUGAGAUGCCCAGUACAGCAUCUCCUCAGUCUGGGGUCUCAAAGCCCCUAAACUUUGCACUACCGAAACCCGUCCUCCCUCCCGCCUCUAACAAAAAGAGCAGACAUGCACAGAGGCCGAUCAUUCCGGCCAAUCGGCUGCCAUCUUCUCAACUUAUUCUCACAGGUCCUACAAGCGCUGUUAUUGUUACUCCGUCCCUCAACAAUGAUGUUGUCUCCACCACUGGUAUGGUCCUCGCCUCGCCCAGUAUACCUUGUGGUUCUGCUGGUUUCCACAUUCUUCCUCAAACCCAGAAGUCUCCUCAACUUAUCGUGCCCAAAGAGGAAAGCACUUCAACCGUGUCCAACAGUAAAACGUCAACACAGUCUGCGACAGCACUUGAUGGACGGGUGUCAGGUCAAGGGUCACCUUUAGGAGCAGAACAGGUGCCGAGCCCUCAGUCACCUCUCAACAGCAGCACGGGUUUGGCUAAAAGUGAAUGCAGUCAGAGUCGGAGAGUAAGUCACAUAUCAGCUGAGCAGAAGAGAAGAUUUACCAUCAACGUCUGCUUUAAGACGCUGUGUGGUCUGGUGCCCACUCUUAAACCACAAUCAAGUAUCAGUAACGCGGCCACACUUCAGAAGACCGUUGAAUACAUCAGCAAGUUACAGUUGGAGAGACAACAGCUGCUGGAAGAGACAAAGAGAUUAAGAGAGGAGAUUGAAGACCUCAACACGUCUAUAAACUUAUGCCAGGAGCAGCUGCCUGCCACUGGAGUUCCCGUCACACGUCAUCGCUUUGAUCAUAUGAAGGAAAAGUUUGAGGACUAUGUGAAGAGCAGAACCCUUCAGAACUGGAAAUUUUGGAUUUUCAGUGUCAUCAUUCAACCUCUGUUUGAGUCUUUUAACGGGACGGUGUCGACCACCAACCACACAGAGCUGUGUGAGACCACAAUGCAGUGGCUGGACCGCUACUGCGCUCUCCCUGUCCUGAGACCCAUGGUUCUCCGGACACUCCGUCAGCUCUGCACCAGCACCUCCAUCUUGACAGACCCCUCACUUUUACCUGAGGAGGCCAAACAGGCCGCUCUCAACAGCCAAAAACAUUCCUCAGGACCUUAAUCCAACAACCGUUCGGAGGUUUUGAUGAUCUGAAGAACUUUUAUCCAGACGUGUCAUCCUCGUGAGCCUUGAAGACACGUGAUGCCUUUAACACACCGUGUGCUGUGCUCAGGUCUGUGUUGUUACUCAGCUGAUGGGAAGCGGCGACAAAUUCUUUGACUUUUCAUUAAAGGUGUUUUGGGAUGUGAGAUCUUUAGGUACAUUGCACUAUGUAGAGAGAACACUGUUACAAACUGAGAAAUCUUACGGUAAGUACCUAAUGCCUUUUUUUAUGAACUUUUCUUUUGCAUUAGAUGUUAAACAAAACAACUUGACUCUACGUUUUGAUCUUAUCCUCUAAUGAGCCAUCGUUGAACACAGCAGUCAUAUCUGAAGUGCUUUUUCUGUUUAUGAGAUUUCAUUAUGAGUUGUUGCGGGUUUUUUGAAUGUACCUCAGGUGGUGUUACAAUGUAUUUAGAGUUAUUUUUUACUUCUUUUAAAUCCUGAGGCGUGUGUCUAGCAAAAAAAAAAAAAAUGCAUUAUUCGCAACAAACUUCUCCAAAACAGAACUAUGUUAGCCCAGGAUGAGUUACAUACAAUUUGUGAUGCACCUUACAGUGAGUAAAGAGUAAAGCUUCAGUACCUCAGCAAGUGAAUAAUCGUUUAUGCAUGCAUGCAUUUUGAGUUCAUAUGUGUCUUAAUGUCAAACGUCUGUUUUUAAGAGUAUUCAUUAAAUUCAACUCUUGGCUCUUAA
Paramisgurnus dabryanus is the source of this 3444-nucleotide messenger RNA. It is a transcript of the gene mlxip, whose product is annotated as MLX interacting protein. NCBI's taxonomy places the organism in Eukaryota, Metazoa, Chordata, Actinopteri, Cypriniformes, Cobitidae. Gene Ontology annotation, cellular component: nucleus. The record is from RefSeq and is a predicted model, not a curated record. Gene Ontology annotation, biological process: regulation of transcription by RNA polymerase II. Gene Ontology annotation, molecular function: protein dimerization activity; DNA-binding transcription factor activity, RNA polymerase II-specific; RNA polymerase II cis-regulatory region sequence-specific DNA binding.